AUGUAUAUUUUAGGGUAAUUUCCCUAUCCUUCUGGAAAUAUUCAUAUGGGGCAUGUGAGAGUCUAUACAAUUUGUGAUGUGCUUACAAGAUACUAUAAACUUAAAGGUAUGAAUGUAAUUAAUCCGAUGGGAUGGGACUCGUUUGGAUUACCAGCUGAAAACGCUGCAAUUAGUCGAGGUAUUUAGCCAUCUGAUUGGACAGUGAAAAAUAUAUAGGAAAUGAAAGACUAAUUACAUAGACUUGGUUUUGAUUUUGAUUGGGAUAGAGAGCUUGCAACUCAUACACCAGAGUAUUAUAAGCACACUUAGUAGAUCUUCCUUGAGUUAUACAAAUAAGGUCUUGCUUAUAAAAAAGAUGCAUAAGUAAAUUGGGAUCCAGUUGAUCAAACAGUGCUAGCUAAUGAAUAAAUUGAUGAUAAUGGAAGAUCAUGGAGGUCUGGGGCCCUAGUAGAGAAAAAAAUGCUUAAGCAAUGGUUCUUCAACAUCAGGAAAUACGCUGAUUAAAUGCUAAUUAAUUUGGAUAAAUUAAAUAAAUGGCCUGAAAUUGUAAAAGAGGCCUAAAGAGGAUGGAUAGGUAAAAGUGAAGGGGCUAUUGUAGAAUUUAUGAUUAAACUUAUAGAUGGUAAUUAGAUUCCAGUCAAAGUAUUUACAACAAGACCUGAUACCAUCUUUGGCGUUACUUUUUUAGCAUUAUCAUUUGAAAAUCAAAUCAUUAAAGAAAACAUUCUCAAAGACAAUAUGAUCGAUUAGAAUGCAUUUGAUAGAUACCUUGAUAAAAUUGAUAGAUUAAAAUAAUAAGGCAGAGAUUUAAAGUAGAUUGAUAUAAACAAUAUUGAUGAAGGGGUCUUGUUUAGGAAUAUAAAAGCUAUUCAUCCUUUAACUGGAGAUGAGAUACCUGUUUAUGCUACCUCUUAUGUAUUUAAUGAAUAUGGUACAGGCUCUAUUAUGGGUGUUCCAUUCCAUGAUGAUAGAGAUUGUGCAUUCGCAGUAAAGAAUUAAAUUGAUAUGAUAUAGGUCAUUAAUGGAGACGAGGAGAAAAAUUUAGAUGAAUGUGUGCUCGUAAAUAGUGGUGAAUAUUCCCAGUUAAAGGUUAAAGAAGGAGUUCAAAAGAUCAUAAGUUAGCUUGAAAAAUUGAAUAAAGGCUAGAAGUAAACUGAGUAUAGGCUAAGAGACUGGCUUGUUAGUAGAUAAAGAUUCUGGGGAGUGCCUAUUCCAGUAAUAUACUGCGAGAAAUGUGGUGAAGUUCCUGUACCUGAAGAUUAACUACCUGUAUUGCUACCAAACGUCUCUGGAAAUACAGAUAACUUGAAAUAGAGUUCUCCACUUUCAAGGAUUGACGAGUUUUAUAAUUGCAAGUGUCCAAAAUGUUAAGCACCAUCCUAAAGGGAAGCUGAUACCUUAGAUACCUUUGUUGAUUCAUCUUGGUAUUUUUUGAGAUUUCUGGAUCAUUAAAACAAUUUGAGUAUGUUUGACAUUAGUAAAGUUAAGAAAUGGAUGCCCGUUGAUAUCUAUGUUGGAGGUAUGGAACAUGCCAUUAUGCAUCUUUUAUACGCUAGAUUUAUACAUAAAUUCCUAUGUGACUCAUAGAAUAUUUCCUAAGAAAAGUUCCAACUAGAUAUAAUCAGAGAGCCUUUUAGAGAAUUGGUAGUCUAGGGUCUUGUAAAAGGUAAGACUUAUAGACUAAAAGAUAAUGGAAAAUACAUAUUUCAGGAAGAUCUAAAGCAAUAUUCGGAAGACUAAUUAAAGAUAACCUUUGAAAAAAUGUCUAAAUCAAAAGGAAAUGGAGUGCUUCCUGACUCAAUGGCAGAGAAAUAUGGAGUUGAUACACUUAGAUUAUCUUUGAUGUUUGCAGCUCCUCCAGAAAGCGAUGUUAAUUUCGAUGAAAACUUCAUAUAGUAAAUGAAAUCUUACCUUGAUAAGGUACAGAGGAUAUCUGAUUAUGUCAUAGCUAGCUCAGAUUUUAAAAUCCUAACUAAGGUUGAAAUUCAAGAAAAAUACAAGAAUGAAUUGGUUCCAAUUUAUAAACUUCUGGUUGAUUAUAAAAUUAAAAUUGAGGAUUAGAGAUUUAUACAUGUCUCAAUUGCAAGGCUGAUGGAGCUAACAAACCUAUUGUCUAAGAUAAAAAUUGACAAUGAGAGAAAUCUUAAUACAUUCCUACUAGGGUAUGCCUAUUUGAUCUAAGCACUUUAUCCUAUUGCACCUCAUUUAUCUAAUGAGAUUUGGCAAGGAAUAUCCAAGACAAUAGAAAUAAUUGGAUUCAAUGUAAAUCUCAGUGAUAAUAGAUUGGAUGAUUUCAGGCAGCUUUUAUCCUAAAGUGAGGAGAAAGUAAAGAUUAAAAUUAAUAUGGACGGUAAAUUUUUAGGACAAAUAGAUAUUCCUAAAGAACUUAUUGGCUAAUCUUAGUAAAUUUUAGAUUAUAUUAGAGAACUCAGACCAAGCAAUUAGGAGGUAAAGAAAAUAGAUGACAUCGUUUCAAAAGAAAAAGUAGAAUAGUUUGUAAAGGUGAUAUCCUUCAAUGAUAAACCAAUAAUUAACUUUAUUACGAAAUGA
Messenger RNA from Stylonychia lemnae, 2550 nucleotides. The record is from the annotation of a GenBank genome assembly. NCBI's taxonomy places the organism in Eukaryota, Ciliophora, Spirotrichea, Sporadotrichida, Oxytrichidae.